This is a messenger RNA of Manihot esculenta (cassava), 3880 nucleotides long. Its product is annotated as pentatricopeptide repeat-containing protein At5g61990, mitochondrial. Gene Ontology annotation, molecular function: protein binding. Bases 174 to 3263 code for a protein of 1029 amino acids. Lineage: Eukaryota; Viridiplantae; Streptophyta; Magnoliopsida; Malpighiales; Euphorbiaceae. The transcript has 2 exons. The record is from RefSeq and is a predicted model, not a curated record.
CUGGGCCAGGCCCAAGGCAGCUCUGACUGAACGUCGUCGUUUUUUGUCAACUGUUGGGGGCUGGCUAGUCGCUGCAGUCUGCAGAGAAGAAACGAAACUCCUCUAUCUCCUCUUUUGCAAGGUUUCCGGAGUCUGCUUGUCUCCAUCGGAAAUCGUAUAAUCGCCAGAAAAGGAUGGGGUUAAUAUCCGAUAGAAAUUUCCACUUCUUCAAGAGUCGGCAUAGAAACGUAAUCUCAAGAAACAGAAUCUGCCAUCUCAAAUUCAAGUCAUUAAGCACCACUAAUGAACAGGACAACACAGUCAAUGAAAUCACUGGAUUUUUGAAGCAAAACAACUGGCAGUACCUCAUGGAGUCCUCACCAAUAACGAAAAAGCUAAACCCAGAUGUGGUUCUCUCAGUUAUUAAACAAAACCAGGUGAAUGAUCCUAAACGCCUCAAUAGCUUCUUCAGUUGGGUCCAUUCUAGAAUUGGUAUUCCUCAAUAUACUUGUUCAUUCUCCAUUCUUGCAAUAAUUCUGUGCAAUUCGCGACUUUUUGCUUCCGCGAAUAGCGUUUUGGAACGAAUGAUUGAGACCCGUAAGCAGCAUUUGGAGAUUUUGGAUUCAGUUGUUAAGUGUUAUAGAGAAUUCAAUGGGAGUACCCCAAUAGUUUUUGAAAUUUUGAUUAAUUCUUACAAGAAGAAGGGGUUUCUGAACGAGGCUGCUGGUGUGUUUCUAGGAGCUAAAAAUCAUGGCUUUGUGGUUGAUUUAGUUUGUUGUAAUUCAUUGUUGAAGGAUUUGUUGAAGGGUAAUAGAUUGGAGUUGUUUUGGGAAGUGUAUAAUGGGAUGUUAGAGGCUAAGUUAGAUCCUGAUGUAUACACUUACACAAAUUUAAUAAAUGCACAUUGCAGAGUGGGGAAUGUUAAGGAGGGUAAAGGCCUGCUUUUUGAUAUGGAAGCGAAGGGUUGUAGUCCCAGUACAGUUACUUACAAUGCGGUGAUUGGUGGUUUCUGUAGAGCUGGGGACAUUGAUGAAGCUUUCAAGUUAGCGAAGUCUAUGGUUGAUAAGGGUUUGGCCCCAGAUAACUAUACUUAUGCUAUACUUAUUGAUGGGUUUUGUAAACAGAAAAGAUCUGGAGACGCAAAACUGUUGUUGAAGGAGAUGUAUCGCUUGGGUUUGAGACCUGAUCACAUUGCCUACACUGCUCUGAUUAAUGGGUUCAUGAAACAGGGUAACAUCACAGAAGCUUUUCAAGUUAAGGAGGAGAUGCUUGCUCAUGGAAUUAAGUUAAAUCUUUUCACUUUCAACACGCUUAUACAUGGGCUAUGCAAAGUUGGUGAGAUGGAGAAGGUGAAACCUCUUUUCAGUGAAAUGAUUGCAAUGGGCAUAACACCUGAUACCCAAACGUAUAAUUGUUUGAUAGAGGGGUAUUAUAAGGAGCAGAAAGUGGAAAAGGCCUUUGAGUUACUGAUUGAGAUGAAGAAGAGGAACUUGGCACCAACCAUGUACACUUUUGGUAUUUUAAUCAAUGGCCUCUGCCACUGCAGAGAUCUCAAACGGGCAAACAUGUUGUUUCAGGAGAUGAUUUCCCAGGGUCUGAAACCAAAUGGUGUAAUAUACUCAACUUUAAUAAAAGGCCAUGUACAAGAAGGUCUGUUGGAGGAGGCAAUUAAGAUUUUAGAUGUUGUGAAGGAGCAAGGGGUAGCACCUGAUGUAUUCUGCUACAAUACUGUUAUAAUUGGCCUUUGCAAGGCUGGGAAAAUGGAAGAUGCAAGGACUUACCUGGUUGAAAUGGUUAAGAAUGGAUUAAAGCCAAAUGUUUAUACUUAUGGGCCUUUUAUUCAUGGAUAUUGCAAGGCUGGGGAGAUGCAAGGAGCUGAAAGUUGCUUUAUGGAGAUGCUAGGUUGUGGUAUAGUACCAAAUGAUGUUGUUUAUGCCAGCUUGAUUGAUGGGUACUGCAAGAAUGGUAACACCAGUGGGGCCUUAGCAAAGUUUAGAUGUAUGCUUGAACGAGGAGUGCUUCCAGAUGUGAAAACUUACAGUGUCCUUAUCCAUGGGCUUUCAAGGAAUGGGAAACUCCAGGAAGCAAUGGAGAUGUUCUCUGAACUUCUUGACAAGGGUCUGGUUCCUGACAUCUUCACUUACACCUCUCUCAUUUCUGGAUUUUGCAAGCAAGGUGAUUUGGAGAAGGCCUUUCAACUUCAUGACAACAUGUGUCAAAAAGGCAUCAAUCCAAACAUUGUCUCUUACAAUGCCUUGAUCAAUGGACUUUGCAAGUUGGGAAACAUUGAGAGAGCUCGGGAACUGUUUGAUGGAAUUCCAGGAAAGGGUUUGGCUCACAGUAGUGUGACUUAUGCUACAAUGAUAGAUGCAUAUUGCAAAUCCAGAAAUUUAGCUGAGGCAUUUCGUUUGUUUGAUGGGAUGUCAUUGGAAGCAGUUCCACCUGAUAAUUUUGUCUACUGUUCCCUAAUUGAUGGAUGUUGCAAGGAAGGAAAUAUGGAGAAGGCUCUAUCCUUGUUCUGGGAAAUGGUGGAAAAGGGAAUUGCUUCUAUCUCUGCUUUCAAUGCUUUGGUUGAUGGCUUUUGCAGGUUGGGAAGGUUUAUUGAAGCUUACCAAUUGUGGGAAGACAUGGCUGGCAAGAAUUUCACGCCAAAUCAUGUGACCUACACAAUUUUGAUCGGCUAUCAUUGCAAGGAAGGAAGAAUGGGAGAAGCAGAGCAGCUCUUUCUAGAUAUGCAGAAAAGGAAUUUGAUGCCAAAUGUUUUAACUUACACAACAUUGUUACAUGGUUACAAUUGUACAGGGAACAGAUCCAAGAUGUUUGCCCUUUUUGAUGAGAUGAUUGCAAGAGAUAUUGAGCCUGAUGAUGUGGUUUGCAAUGUGAUGGUUGACGCUUACUUGAAAGAAGGUAACUGGAUCAAAGCUUUAAUGCUGGUGGAUGACAUAUUGUUGAAGGGUGUGAACGUGAGUAAAAUUAUGUAUAAUGUACUGAUUGAUGCCCUAUGCAAAUAUAAUAAUGUUUCAGAAGUGUUGAAAUUACUUGAUGAGAUUGAAGAGCAAGGUCUUAAGCUCAGUCUUUCUACUUGUAGAACUCUAGUUAGUAGUUUUCACAGAGCAGGGAGAACAGUCGAAGCAGUGAAGGCUCUAGAGAGCAUGGUCAGGUUUAAAUGGGUUCCAGAUUCUGUUGUGUUAAGUGAUUUAAUCAAUGGUGAUGAGAUGUAUUCGGAAAAUGCUGAUGAUUUCUCAAAGCAAACAUUUGGAGUUGCUUGUCAGGUGCAAGCAUGAUUAUCAGAGGAUAAUUGCAAUUGUAUUCCUUCUAUAGCUCCAUGGGAUUAUGCAACUGCUGGUUUGAGCAAGAUGUUACAGAGAAUCAAGCUUAUGCAUAUUUAGAAAGUUAUGGUGGUCCAUUGGUUUAUACAUUGUGUAGCUUUCUCCUUCUGGAACACAUCAAGAUUCAGACCUUCAAACGAAAGGCAUUUGGCACUCAAAAAGAACUGAUCAAGGAACAAAGAGAAGGGAAGAGGAGAGGGUGAAACAGAGAUUAAGUGAUUGUGAGGUUGAUUUAAUUGUCACUUGCCUCAGAUGAAGAUGGGGAUAGAGGUCUCAGAUACAUUACAACUUGGUGGGAAGAUAGAGAUUGGCAGAUGUGGCAGCUCAAGCAAUGGCUGAGAAUGCCACCAGCCAAACCAUGAUCUUGUUCCUUGUGUCUGGCGCUUACUAUGUUGUACUUAGUUUGCAGUUAACAGGGUGCCAGUUUUCAUUUUAUCAUUUUUUUUUUUAAUCUAUUAAGGGUCUCGCCUUCUGCAAUAUUCAAAAUGAUAAUUUACGUUAAAAUUUUCCAUUAAUUUGUUGCAGUGAUAUAGACAGCAAGCAGAGAUCUAUCAUUGCUAGUUCAUACAGUU